GCCAAGACCAACGUCAGCCGGACCGACUCUGUGCGUCUGCCAGUCCCGCCACAGAUUCAUCUGGGAUCCUCACACACACCAGCCAGCAGAGGAAUCAAGAGGGCCGAUUAGCACAGAGUUGCCUGCUGCGGAGCAGCUGGCCCCUUCCAGGCCUGGCGACCAAGGAAGGAGGGGAGAGGCGAACCUCGCACCGCUGCGGGAAGACACCGAAGCAAGAGCGACACCCCCUCCCGCCCCCCACCUUGCAGCGCAGGCUUUUGAACGCAGCUUCCCCCAUCUGAAUGGAAACUCGGAACCGCCCGGCGGCGCGUUCCUCCUGGCUCAGCCUGUCAAUCCAUGCCGAGAGGAAGGCGGUGCAAGCCCGCGCCAGCAGCGUCCAGCUCCCGGGACAGGGCCGGCAAUGCUGCUGAGCAGAACUUGAUCGCGCCUCUUCGUCGCUGCUAGUGGAAGCUAUGCUGCACCGCACAGGCAGCGCUUCCCCGGCUCUCCUUCAAGCUGAAGGUUACCCACCCGCGCAGCCAACCGCAACCUUGUGAGCCGCGCGCGCCUCGGGUCCGGGCUCUGGCUGCUCCGCGGCGGCGUGCAGGGGCAAUCAUCGGGCCGCCCGCGCCGGGGCGCACUGCACCAGCGGCUUCGGCUUGGUGGAUGUGUAUGCAUGAGUUCUGCACCGAAUGGGCGCAAAAAGCGCCCCAGCCGGUCCACCCGCUCCUCGAUCUUCCAGAUCAGCAAGCCUCCGCUGCAGAGUGGAGAUUGGGAGCGCAGGGGCAGUGGCUCCGAAAGCGCCCACAAAACCCAACGAGCCCUGGACGACUGCAAGAUGCUUGUCCAAGAGUUCAACACACAAGUGGCCCUGUACCGAGAGUUGGUCAUUUCUAUUGGGGAUGUCUCGGUCAGUUGCCCCUCACUACGGGCAGAAAUGCACAAGACAAGAACCAAAGGCUGUGAAAUGGCCCGUCAGGCACACCAAAAGCUGGCUGCCAUCUCAGGCCCGGAAGAUGGUGAGAUCCAUCCCGAAAUCUGCCGGCUUUACAUCCAGCUGCAGUGUUGCCUAGAGAUGUACACAACGGAGAUGCUGAAAUCCAUUUGUCUGCUGGGGUCUCUUCAGUUUCAUCGAAAAGGAAAGGAAGCUAGUGGAGGAGCAAAGAGUUUGGACAGCAAAAUUGAGGAGAACGCUGAAGCACCUGCCCUGGAGGACUCCUCGUCAUCCCCUCUAGACAGCCAGCAGCAGUCCUGGCAGGUUUCCACGGACAUCGAGAAUACUGAGAGAGACAUGCGAGAAAUGAAAAACCUCCUAAGCAAACUCAGGGAAACCAUGCCUUUACCGCUGAAAAAUCAAGAUGACAGCAGCCUUCUGAAUCUAACUCCCUACCCCAUGGUUAGAAGACGGAAGAGACGGUUCUUCGGGUUGUGCUGUCUUGUCUCAAGCUAGGAGGUUUCCGCUGGAAACUCACAGCCAAGAUCACCUGAAGAACACCCCAGGACCGGAAACCUCCACACAGCUGAACACCGAGAAUGGUUUUGAACACCUUUUCUAUGCUUCCCUAUUACUUUUAUCUGCCUCUCCCUGCCCUUUUAGAUAAUUUUACACUUGAAAGCAGCUGCCAUCAAGGAAAAAAAAAGAACAGAUUCAAAAAGGCACAGCCUGUUUUUAAAGGGAUUUUUUUAAAAGUUGACAUUGUGCAUGUCUGCUCUGAACCAUGCCGUGACAGAUGCAAGAAUUAUGAUUUUUAAAUCUUUAAAGGUUUUUUAAUGUAUUCUAUAGAGAAAAAUAUUUCACAUAUAAUAGUAUAUCUGUAGCUCUUGCUGAUCUCAUGCUAACAAUUUAUCAGAUAUGAAAGAUGUCUCUAAACAUAGAAAUCUAUUUAAAACAGCAAAACUGUUCAAAACGCAAUCUAUGAGUGUCAUUAGAAAUAAUACUGUAACCAAACACACACCACCUCAUGCGUUGCUUUCUCUACACUCAUUUACUUUAGUCUUCCAUUCUGUCAGAAUUUGUGUCAGCAUCAAAAAAACUUAAUUUAUAAUGCAACAAAACCACAUAUGAAAAAUACAUUUUGUAAAUACACAGUAAUCCUACUAUCUUCGUACAAUGCAUAUGGGCAACUACUUUUCUUUUAAUCCAAUGGUGUCUUUUUAAGCUUCUUGGAAAAUGAAGUUAUCCAGUUAGGAAAUGGUGUAGUCACAUAUACAAUUACCCUCAAAUGUAAAAUUGAAUAUUAUCACAUUUUGUUUGAAUUGAAAUCUGAAGCAUGGAGUCCGCACAUCAGCAUAGUGUUAAAUCUCUUAGGGCAUGCUGGAAUUAGCUCAGAUCAUAAAACUCUUUAACAUGUUACAUUAUUAAUGAAAAGAUGUUUUAGUUAAGCUUAGCGUGUCUCAUUUUAGAUGACUAUGCAGAUAUGGCUUUUCCAAUGUUACUCUGUGUCUUGUCUUAAUGUUUAGCAUCUUGAGAGCAGGACACAUUAAGCAAUACUGUAUUUUAGAAAAGAGGGAGCCAUGUGCUGUGUUUUUCUGCCCACGGCUCUGUUAUGGUCUUCUUCAACCGAACUUGUUAUAUGGUACAGACCCUGUUUUAUUUUCUUCUGCCCUCCCUUUGACCCUUUUCCCAGGGAGAACUCCCCAGGAGUUGGAGAUGAACCUUUGCACUUCCUGCCUUGUUUUCCAUUCUCUGAACAAGUCAGAAGGAGGUACCAGUGCCCAAUCUUGAGAGGGACAAACUAGCUACAAGGGGCUUUAAUGCUAGCCCCGGGUAAGCACUUACUUGUACACUAAUAUCUUAGCCUAAAACUGAAAUGUUUUAAAGAUGGGAAGCAUGGAUAAUUAUUGCAUUAGGUUGAAUUCUAUGACAUGGCUGAUACCGACUGUUUUGACCUAUUUUAAAAAAUGGCAAUUUCACACAGUUCAACCUAAUAUCUGGAAAGGAAAUGGUACAGCAUAUGGAAUUUUCUCUUAUCUUUUUGUAUCAAAAGUAAAAGAAUUCAGGGAUGGAAAAGGCCUCCAAAGUCUAUCAUUGGUCUGCAUUUCAAUUCUACUGUUGGCCAUGCUCUUGGAAUCCCACACUGUGUUACACUGAGCUGGUAACUAACGUAUUGUUAUGGGUAUGAAUGGAUUCGCUAAAAGAAGUACUUUUGACAAAUUACAUGAGAAAAUUAUAGUUUUUUUCUGAAUGGGAAUGUUCACAAAAUAAUGGAAGGAAUGUGUUAUUUAAAGACUCCUUACAAAGCAAGGAACUCCUCCCAACUCUCCUGGCCCACCAUCUUGAAUAAAACUUAGCAUUCACUCCAGCACACACUUCAUUUCGAAAGAGAUAGCCCUGAGGUCAUCUCAUUUACGAGCUGUCAUUUCUAAAUGGCGUGUUCGCAGCUCCUGUCUCUGUUCUGUCGCACGCUCUGGCUGGACUGACACCUACACUUCAGCCUCAUUCCUAGCAAUCCAUGCAAACUUACUAACUGAUGAGCCCGCGGUGUGCCGCACGCCCCUGUUGAUGCCUGGCCUAAAUCACUUCCGGCUUUGUUCAUCUGUGCCUGCUCUCUCCUUAGUCUCAGCGUGAUGAUAACACCUUCUGUGCAAUUGUCCUUUGUACAGCUGAAGACUGUUAAAAAAUAAAAAAUAAAUAAAAUAUUCAGGUCUCACCUCCAUGUCUGAGAAGGCCGUGGUAGCUACUCAUGGAGAUGGGAAUUUGUCUAAUUACCUAGCCAGACUUCCAUAUCUAAGGUAAUACCGUCCAAGCACCUUAGCUUUUAUUCAGUGCCUGCCUUUCAGCCGUUGCUCAGUUUUAUAGUUCCCAUAGACACACUCCGAGAUUGACAGACCACCACUCAGUAGCAGGUUCUAAAGCCACAUUCAGCAAUCAAAGCUCUGAUGACUCCGCUGGCUCGUGGUUGCCAUGGGUGAUUGGCCAUUCACCACCUCCCCUUAGCUACGCCAAGUGCACUGGGGAGGAGCUGCCCUCUCUCCUGCCAAUGGACUGCCUCAGGUGUGGGUCCAUGGAAUAAAUAAGUUCUGCUGCCUCCGCUCCCCGUGGGGAACUGUCUUUGCCCUCACAGAAACUCCCAACUGACCUGGGGAAGGAGAAAACACCGACGAUUCUCUCACAAACAAACCCACGUGCUUCAAAUAGAAAAGGAUGGCAGUGUGUGUGUGUGUGUGUGUGUGUGUGUGUGUGUGUGUGGCACACACUCAUUUUAUCACUAUCCUUUUUAUAUCCUAUUUUAGUUUUUGAAGGAAAUUAUAAAAAAUACAUUUUUUUUUGUCCUGGUGGGAAACCUGUAAAACAUCACCGUAUAUAAAAGUUAAACAUCAUCUGGACUUCACCACAAAUGUAUUGUUUAAAGCCAAGUUCUAGGGCUCUAAAUCAGUUGUGGCUGGGCCCAAAGACUCUUUUGGAGAAGACAUGAAUUAACCUCACGGCCAACGUAUCACUUUAAUGUCUGACCCCGAUGUUCAGCGUCUAGAUGCAGACUCACCGCAAAUUGCCCUGGUGUGCCAUUCAUUAUUCAGGUACAAAGAAAGCUGUAGCCGCAGCAGGGUCCUAAUGCCAGGGGGAAAUUCUCCAACCCUGCCCAACCAUUGGGUUCCUCCAUAUUCUUGUAAAAAGUUAGGACGCCCCGGAUUAGGCAAUACUGCCACCUAGUGGAAUCUGAGCUUCAAAAUGACACAAAGCAAAUACAAAAAAGGUAUCUCAUUUAUUAGAAAAUCUGUGACUGGAUUAACAAUGAGCCGGUUAGGACUUCCAAACUGUGAAAGUCUUAGGAUUGAAAAAAAUUAAGACUUAUCAUGCAGCCCAAGUCCCUUCACCACACAUCCGUGCCUAAGAAAUAUCUGUGUUCCUUUUGUUCUAGAAUAUCAUGACAGUAAACGCCUCACAGUAAAUUGCUACAGCCAACUACAGCACCCACAGUACACCCAAUAACAUAAAAUAACUGAGUACACUACACUUCAAAUCUAAGAAAAGUUUGGAUAAUUAAGUAAGUUGUUUGGAAUAACUCUCCUGGGAGCAAUACUACGUCCAUAAUUUAAUAAAAGCAAAUUCUAGAUGAAAUGAGCAUUCAAAUUUUAAAACAUAUGAAUAAGUGAUAAACAUGAAAAAGCCUUAUCAGUAUCCAUGAAGAUGUCAUUUUAACGUGGGGGAUAAAAGCCUUUCUAAGCAUAAUACCAAAGGAAGAAGUGAUAAAAAAAAAAGAUGAUGGGUUGGACUAAUGCUGUUUUUAAAAGAAAGUAAAAGUCCAAUACAAUAAAGAAAUAAACCAAAAUAAGAGGAAACAAUAUUUGCAAUUCAUGAAAGAAAGUUACUAGACCUCUACUAGAUGAAUAACCACAGCACUUUGGGGAGGUCUCAAUGGUUUGCAAGACUUGUAAUUUUUCCACUAUGGCUUGUAUGAUUGCUGACAUAUCCCACUGAACUGAAAGCAUAAAAGGCAUCAACCGCAUACACUUUGCUUAACACUGUUCUUUCAUCUCCUAACAUAGUGCUAUAUAAAAACCAAAUGAUGAAAACAUAUUCAUUGAAUGAGAAGAUAGUGGAUAAUAUUUUAUAAUUUGGAGAAAGAAUCAGACAUUCCAGUAGAUUCCAAUUGACCUAAGAAACCAAGGUAGUAAUACACCAUAAACUAAAAUAAUCCACUGAUGACAUUGAAAUAUUUGAAUGUACUAGUAACAAAAACUACAAAUGUGAACAACUCCAAAAGUCACAUGUAAAUUCCUGGAAACAAUAAGGAAGUUUGAGAUAUAAACAUUCUCUUGCAGUUAGCAAGAGUAAAAAUUUAUCUGGCCUUUCCAGAAAAUAUUUUGGUACUAUGUAUUUUUCAUGCACACUCAGCAAUUUCACAUUAAGGAAGUUCUCCUUUUAAAAGUUCAGCAAUGGGCCAGCAAGACGACUCAACAGGGAAAGGCUCUUGCCACCAAACAAGUUAGACCCCUGGACUUACAUGGUAGAAGGAGGUAACUGACUCCCCUUCAGGUUAGCCUCUAAUCUACACACACACACACACACACACACACACACACACACACACACACACACAAAAUGUAAUUAUGUCAUCUAACAUUCAGCAAAACAAGUGAGCUAAGAUACAUUUAUUCAUUAUUUUAAAAGUCAUACAAGAAAGGACGUUUUGUAAAUAUGCCUACAUUGUAUGGUAUAUCCUUUCAAUGGAUACCAUGCACCAAUCAAGAAUACUCACCACGUAUGUUUAUUGAAAUGUGCAAUUAUGUUGUUAAACAGAGAGAAGGAACUAGGAGAAUUUCUAGAGAAUUGCCCUCUUACAAACAUACCUACACGUGUGUACAUUACAGAAUGUGAAAGGAUGUUUGCCUAUAGGACAACAGCAUUUCUCUCUGGGAGGUGAGAUUUGGAGCAAUCAUAUUUUCUUUCUGCAUAUCUGUGAUUUCUGACUUUUUCACAAUGAGCAUGUAGUAUCUGUAUAAUUUCUUCAGGGAAUAAACACUGAUGUUGACAAUAUAUUAAAAGAAAAACAUGUUAUAAAACAGUAUGUAUAGUAUAAUAAAAUAUUUGUAAAAAAGAAAAUCACAUAUAAAUAUAUCUAAGUAUGUAUAUAUAUGCAUAAGAAAGCUAGAAGGCCAUACACUACAAUGUUAAUAGCAGUUAUCCAUGGGUAGUGGGAUUAUGGGUGAUUAUUUUUCUUUUUGCUUUUCUGUGUUUUCUAAUUUUUCUACAAUGAACAUGUAUUACUUGUGUAAUAAAAACUAAUAAUAAAAGUUUUAAAAAUA
Messenger RNA from Mesocricetus auratus (golden hamster), 6726 nucleotides. RefSeq names its product regulator of G protein signaling 7 binding protein (gene Rgs7bp). The record is from RefSeq and is a predicted model, not a curated record. Gene Ontology annotation, biological process: G protein-coupled receptor signaling pathway. Gene Ontology annotation, cellular component: nucleus; neuron projection; postsynapse. Lineage: Eukaryota; Metazoa; Chordata; Mammalia; Rodentia; Cricetidae. The transcript has 6 exons. The coding region runs from base 656 to 1429 and encodes 257 amino acids.